Molecule: messenger RNA, 2403 nt
Organism: Penicillium malachiteum
Lineage: Eukaryota; Fungi; Ascomycota; Eurotiomycetes; Eurotiales; Aspergillaceae
Product: Short-chain dehydrogenase/reductase SDR
Exons: 12
Coding region: 1-2403 (800 amino acids)
Biological process (GO): tricarboxylic acid cycle; succinyl-CoA metabolic process
Cellular component (GO): mitochondrion; succinate-CoA ligase complex
Molecular function (GO): metal ion binding; oxidoreductase activity; succinate-CoA ligase (ADP-forming) activity
Source: RefSeq, a predicted model, not a curated record
AUGACUGAUAAUCGCAAAUCUGUCCUGAUAACAGGGUGCUCUCCAGGUGGUAUUGGAAAUGCCCUGGCUCGAGAAUUCCAUCGCAAUGGGUUGCGUGUGCUAGCCACGGCCCGCAAAACGGCAACCAUCUCCGAUCUGAAAGAGCUCGGUAUUGACACACUGAGUCUAGUGGUUGAUGACCUCGAAAGUGUCAAAGCGUGUCGAACCCAGGUCGAGGCAUUGCUGGGCGAUAAGGGACUGGAUUACCUCGUGAACAAUGCAGGCCGAAACUAUACGGUUCCUGCCAUGGAGGCUGAACUCCACGAAAUCCGUCAGACUUUCGAGACCAACCUCUUCGCUGUCAUUACAAUGUGUCAAACUUUUGUGCCAUUGCUAAUCAAGGCCAAGGGGACCAUUGUCCAGAUUGGAUCAAUUGCUGGAAUAAUGCCCUACGUCUUUGGAUCGGUCUACAAUGCAUCCAAAGCAGCUCUGCACUCUUUUAGUGAUACACUCCGAGUAGAGUUGGCGCCUUAUGGCGUCCAUGUUACCACUGUUGUAACUGGUGGAGUACAAUCGCGAAUUGCACGCACUGAGCGUCACUUGAAGCCAGAUUCCCUUUAUCGGGACAUCGAGGCAGAGUAUGAACAGCGGGUCAUUCACAGCCAGCAUAAUUCCACGCCCCAUGAUGCGUACGCUAAGAGCGUCGUAGCUCAAGUGUUAUAUGGAUCUGCACCAUGGCGGUGGCUAUGGCCAUGGGCGCAAGGACGAAAGCUGUGGAUCUGGGAAGGUCAUGCUAGCUGGUUGAUCUGGUUGGUCUCGGGAGGUUGGGCGUGGAAUGGAACCAUCGGAUGGGUAUUGAUCAAGUUCCGUGAUAUUCGCGUCUCCCCGAGGCUUGAGCUGAGUCAGCCAGGGACGGGAGCUGGUUGGCUGCAACACCCGGUUUUACCGCGACUGCAAUGUCAUUCCGAGAAAAAGAAGAAACAGCUUUCUCCCCGAGUUCCCGAUAUCUCUCCUUCUCUAAACUCCCUCCCAAAGGGCUCAUCAUAUCUAUAUUCUCCCCUCUCCCCUCUCUUUCUUCCUUUUCUCGCCAUAAUGUUCAAGCUCGCUCGCGGUCGUCCCAUUGCUGCCGCCCUUCGGGCUGCGACUGAGUCCUCAUUCCAGUCCCGUCUGGCUCAGCAGAAGCGUAACCUGUCUAUUCACGAGUACCUGUCCGCGCGCCUCCUGAAGCAGUACGGUGUUGGUGUGCCUAAGGGUGAGGUCGCUCACACUCCUGAGGAGGCUGAGGCUGUCGCUAAGUCUAUCGGUAACGAUGACAUGGUUAUCAAGGCUCAGGUUCUUGCCGGUGGUCGUGGUAAGGGUCACUUCACCAACGGUCUCAAGGGUGGUGUCCGUGUGAUUUACUCUCCUACCGAGGCCAAGAUGUUCGCCGGACAGAUGAUCGGUGAGAAGCUCAUCACCAAGCAGACUGGUGCCGCCGGUCGCGACUGCAACUCCGUCUACAUUUGCGAGCGCAAGUUCGCCCGCCGUGAGUUCUACCUCGCCAUUCUGAUGGACCGUGCUACCCAGAGCCCCGUCAUUGUCGCCUCUUCGCAGGGUGGUAUGGAUAUCGAGACCGUCGCCAAGGAGAACCCCGAUGCUAUCAUCACCACCCCCAUCGACAUCCACGCUGGUGUCACUGACGACAUUGCCCGCACCAUUGCCACCGACCUUGGUUUCUCCGAGCAGUGCAUUGAGGAGGCCAAGACCACCAUCCAGAACCUCUACCGUGUCUUCAUGGAGAAGGAUGCUACCCAGCUCGAGAUCAACCCCCUGUCCGAGACCUCCGACCACCAGGUUAUGGCUAUGGACGCCAAGCUCGGCUUCGAUGACAACGCCGAGUUCCGUCAGAAGGAGGUCUUCUCGUGGCGCGAUCACUCCCAGGAGGAUGCUGAUGAGGUCAAGGCUGCUGAGCACGGCCUGAACUUCAUCAAGCUGGAUGGUGACAUUGGCUGCCUGGUCAACGGUGCCGGUCUUGCCAUGGCUACCAUGGAUAUCAUCAAGCUGAACGGCGGUAGCCCCGCUAACUUCCUUGACGUCGGUGGUGGUGCUACCCCCGCUGCUAUCAAGAGCGCUUUCGAGCUGAUCACCAGCGACCCCAAGGUCUCUGCUGUCUUCGUCAACAUCUUCGGUGGUAUUGUCCGCUGUGACGCUAUCGCUCAGGGUCUGAUCAACGUUGUUAACGAGAUGGGCCUGCGCACCCCCAUCAUUGCCCGUCUCCAGGGUACUAACAUGGAGCAGGCUCACAAGCUGAUCAACGAGUCUGGUCUUAAGAUUUUCUCCAUUGAGGACCUCCAGACCGCCGCUGAGAAGUCCGUCCAGUUCUCCAAGGUCGUCAAGAUGGCCCGCGAGAUCGACGUUGGUGUUGAGUUCACUCUGGGCAUCUAA